This is a messenger RNA of Pelobates cultripes (western spadefoot toad), 3837 nucleotides long. Lineage: Eukaryota; Metazoa; Chordata; Amphibia; Anura; Pelobatidae. The record is from the annotation of a GenBank genome assembly.
CCAACCCAGCUACAGGCGAGAGCACAGUACUUACACAUAAAUGACAUCACAGCCCUAUGGAGCCCGGCUAAUAAAUCCUAAGUAGCCAGAGGGACAAGGUACAGAACCUACAGGAUUACUACAAGUAACACAAGUGCUGAAGGAGUUCUCCCGAGCAAGAGCCAGGAUAAGCAGAUAAUGCAAGGACAGAUAAACUCUGCAAGUUUGCAUGGAUAGACCUGAGAACCCAGCAUAUUUCACUGGCUGCAUCCACUACACAAGGAGUAGCUGAGAACCAAGUCUGUUUAGGACUUUCUACAUUUUUUUUUUCUGUGUGUGUGAGAGAGAAAGUCUUGCUACACCUCCUUCAUUCUUCUGCUUUCUCUCUUGGAGAAAUUGAGUCUCUGGUUACCAUGGUGAUCCAGCUGAAAGUGAAGAAUAUUUAACAAGGGGGAGGCUGGACCCAGCAGGCAGACAACCUGGUGCCAUCAGGGCUGAGCUCUGGGACUGGGCAGAGAUCACAAGGAAUCAGCAAGUUCUGAGCUCUGUUGGACUGCAAUGAGCAGGGGGUGACACCAAGGCUGCUGGCUCUAAGAGAACCCCCACCCCCUUUCCCCCCCUUUCUGAUGAAUUAUUUAUGAUCUUUGGCAAGCCAGGAGAACUGUAUUCUCACCGUGUGUGGCUGUGUUCAGCAUGUAUCAUUCCCAGUGCCUUGUGACUAUAUAUACCCUGGUUGUCUUCUUGGGACUUCGCAUUGACCAAGGGGUAUGUCAACAUUACCUUCACAUCAGACCUGCACCUAGUGAAAACCUUCCAUUGGUGGAUCUUAUUGAGCACCCUGACCCCAUAUUUGACCCUAAGGAGAAGGACAUUAACGAGACCUUGCUCAGGGGUCUCAUGGCUGGACAUUUCGACCCCAACUUCAUGGCCAUCAACCUACCUGAGGACAGGUUUGCAGGAGAAGACCUUGGGGAGUUGGACCUCCUCUUGAGGCAGAAGCCCUCUGGGGCUAUGCCUGCUGACAUCAAGGGACUGGAGUUGUAUGAAGGUCUUCAGGGCAAGAAGCACAAGUUGAGCAAGAAGCUCAGAAGAAAGUUGCAGAUGUGGCUUUGGAGUCAGACUUACUGCCCUGUCUUAUACACAUGGAAUGACCUGGGCAACAGGUUUUGGCCUCGUUAUGUGAAAGUUGGAAGCUGCUACAGUAAGAGGUCCUGUUCUGUACCAGAGGGCAUGGUCUGCAAAGCUGCCAAGUCUAUGCAUUUGACCGUGUUAAGGUGGAGAUGCCAAAGACGUUUACACCAGAGGUGUGCAUGGAUCCCCAUCCAAUACCCCAUCAUAUCAGAGUGCAAAUGUUCCUGUUAAAAGAAAAUAGGACUCACAAAGACUUCUGCAAAAAAAGGCAUAGCUUUUAUCCGGUUAUUGGUGUGUGCACUGUACUAUGUAGGAAUGUAUAUGUGUGUAUAUAUGGUAUCAGUUUAAAUUACUAUUAAAAGGUCAGUAUUAUUCUUUUAAAUCACCAGUGUCUACUGUAUUUCCAAGACUUAAGUAAUCUGGUUGUGUUUAAUUUUAUUUUAUUAUAAUUAUUUUUAAUAUUUUUUUUUUUUCCUUAUUGGCUAAUGUAUCUGUAUUUAUAAACAAAGAGCUCUUCGCAUUGCGAAUGUGUUUUUUUUUUUUAAAUUACUUUUAUUUUAUUAUUUUUUUAAUACAAAAUGUUUUCCCAUUUUAGGGAAUUUUUUUUUUAAUGGACCUCAGAUAACAUCCCCCCCCCAGCUCCCCCUAAAAAAAAAAAAAAAAAAAACAGAGUGAGAUAUUUUUCAGCUAUUGUACAUAGAGAACACAUUUUUUGGGGGAAUGAAAAAAAAACACAUUAAAUAAUUAAUCUUGUAAAAAAAUGAAGACUAUGCUAUUUAUUCUUUUAUUUUUAUUCAUCCCCUUGUAGUAAAAGUUAAACAGUGCAGAAUAAAUGAGAACCACUAAAUAUGAAACCGGUGCAGUCAUGUCAUGUUUAUUAAAAAAAAGAUUGUUUGUGGUUAACAUGCUUUUUUUCAGUGUCAAACUCUGCUUAAACCAGAUUGCUUGUAGUGAUGGUAUUGUUCUUUUUUUCCAUUUUUUUUUUAAAACCAAAAGUUUAUAAUAUGUUGACAUGUUAUAAAAUAGCAACUCUGUUUUUUAAAAAAAAAUAAUAAUAAUAUUUUUUGGGGGGGAUACAGGGGAUAUUUCUGUUUUUAUCAGAAAGGGUCCUUGUGUAGUUUGCCAAAGGCUGUGCGUUCUGUGAGUGCACACUGUGGGUUCCCUGACAUCCCAUUUAGAAUACAGCACGUGGCUUUCACACCUAGUUUGUGAAACUUGACCCUUUUAGGUGCAGAGCAAACUGUGUUUCCUUUGACUAAGCUGAUUCCACUGCUGUUGAGUUUUCCCCUUCUGUUACUCAAGCCUACACACACUUGUGAUGAUGACUGUUAAGUUGUACAGAAGCGUUUUCCCAUUGAUAACAUAAGUAUCCCCAUCUCCCCUAUCUGUGAUUAGGAUCUAAAGUAGAGGAGGACUUAUAUCAAAGUCAACAUAAAUUCUAUCACUUGUGGUUUGGGAGGUGAGGAAAAGGGGGGUAGGGUGGAAGGGAGAAGUGUCUUUUUAUCUGAUCAGUGAUUAAUGGCCAUGAGUGACAUCAAUAGGGGAAGACUCAGAGGUGUCAGGGUAUUUGUUAGUUGAUUGUUUAAAAUCAACAGCACAUACAACACAAAGGGGAUUGAGCAAUCUAUAGUAAUGAGGACAUCAGAGGAGAUAAGGUCAUCUCACUCCUGUGUAUUCAGCAAACACCUUCUUUUUAGAGAAGCAGUGUUUUUCAAACCAGUUCUCAUGGACCAACAAGGCUCCAGAUUUGUCAUGAUUAUAAUAAAAUAGGUGGAUCAUGCAUAGAUCAAAUGUUCUACGCAAUGUACAGCUAGAACCCCCCCCAUCGGUUGUGUGUCGUAGUUCUGUUAUAUUGAUGGUUGAAGAUCACAAAUGCAGAAUCUGCAGCGUGAUAAUAUACUUCUCUCUUACUUUUGCUUUUAUAUCUCUAACCUAUGCCGUCAUGUGGUACACAUAGGAAAAAGCCCGCAGAGAAAUGGGCACUAUUGACCCGAGCGGCACUCAGUAAGCUAGAGUGAGGGGUGAUUAUAGGAUUGUAGCUUCCGCAGGAUCUGACUAGGAGAAAUGCACCAUUUAAAUUAUUAAUAUUUUUUUUUGUUACUGGCCACAAAUCAUGUUUGUAAUCUAGCGGUGAAAUUCGUUAGGGAAUGGGUUAAUAAAAGCACUAUAUUCACAUAUUACAAGGGAGGGAUUGACCCCACCCCAUGAUAGCUGAAAAAAACCUUCCCACCACGUGAGAAUUUGAAGUGUCACUAUGUCUCGUACGGCAGGCUUGUAGUAGUUGUUUGAUAGCUAUAUCCAUUAACAGAUUGUGGUUCCCAUUCUUCCAACAAAAAGGGAUUCAGCGUCCCGUCUCUACGUUUUGUAUUUCCUUGUAGAUUCUUAUGAACCGUCAUUUAUGAAUUCGUCAUUUUAGCGUCAUCUGAGAGUGCACAUAGACCUUCCCUCUUCUCUAUCUUGCUAUCAUAUGAAAUAUUUAUUGUGUUUUUAUUUUGCUCAAAUUCCACCGCUUACUGCUUUUUAAUUAAAUGUGUCUUGUAUAAAUAUCUCCUCUGAUUUUUUGUCUUUUAUAAAUCUAUGUUUUUGUUUUUUUUCAAGCCUCAAAUAUUCACCCCCCCCUCCCUCCACUGGAAGGGUUAAGUGCAAUUUGGGGGUAUUUAUUAGCUGUAAUAUAGAGGAAGAUCUGUCUUAUCCCUCUUUACAACAAGACGUCCUGCCCACUCUGAG